UUAAUGCAUCGAAGGCCUAGAAUUAGGGCUUCAUUUCAAUUUUUUCUUCUCAAUCGAUAAUCUUAAACUAUCGAUGUUUUAUCGGGAGAUCAGAGCUAAAAUGUGUUGCUUUAUUAUUCUUCAAAGAUUUUGAGGCGAACGAUUAUGGUCAUGUUUACGUAUAUAAAGCAUAUAAAAUUAGGGAUUUUUUUUUAAUUUCUCCUUUCAAUAUGUUUUUAAGAUAUGUUAUUGCAUAAUCUUUUUUUUGAGAUUACUUAUUUAGAAAAUCAUAGAUCUUAGCUUUUCAAGGAAAGAGAUGGUUUCUAAAGUUAAUGGAUGAGCAAAUGUCACGAAGCUCUCUGAAUAAAUUCAAUUCAUUGGCUAUUUUUUGAUUUGUAAGUGGCUGGAGGCUCUAUUGGUAAAAAGAUUUUUAACAUUGUUGUAGUUUUCCCUUCUAAAGUCAAUUUUUAAAAUAACAUUCCCUGAGCUAAAAAUUUGAAUGGUGUGCAGUUAUCUUAGGAAAUUUCUUACUCCACCAAAUUAGGAAGAUGCCUUUAGCUCAUGUUUUGGUUAUCAAUAUAUUGUGACUAUGCUGGAAUUUUAUGCUUAUAAGAGUUCACCAAAAAUUGUGGCUCAAUAUCAUGGAAUAAUAUAGGAGAACUGUAUUGCACAAGGUUUUACGAGCCAUAGAUAUGUGUGGUGCUGGAGUUACAAUUGUUAUGUUGUAGUUGUCGAAACAGCCUGAUUUAUAUCAUGUUUAUUUAGUACUUUUUUCAGUAUUUCUCCCUUCUGUGAUCGAUGUUAAGGUUUGGUAUGCAUAUUUCUUUCCAAUUUGUAUGUGGACCUUCAUGCCACAUUACAUUACUUUUUAUGUUAAUAUCUUCUGUAUAAGUAGUUUUUCUUUCUAAUUUAUAUGUGGCUUCAUGUUUUUGCCAAACUACUAAUCUGUAAGCGAACAUGCUGCAAUCUAUACGCCGAUAAGUGUCCACAACUAAGUAAAAAUUUAUUAAUUAGUUCUUUUUAUUGAGAUGGCCACAAAAAUUGGUCUUAAUAGAAUUUUUGUUUUUUUAAAGAUUAUUUAUUUAGAAAAUGAGAUGAGCAAAAUGUACUCACAAAUGUUUGUGUUUUUUAUUGAGAUGGCCACAACUUAUGUUGUUAUUCACACAUAUCUUAGCUUUUCAAGGAAAGAGAUGGUUUUUUAUUGAGAUGGCCACAAAUUAGGUUGUUAUUCACACAUAUUUGUGUAACUGGUAGAAUCUUUGACUACAUUGAAUGGAUUUUAUCUUGAUGAUUUCUCUCCAAACAAACCAUAUAAACCCUCUAUGUGGACUGAAGUCUGGACUGCAUGGUUUACAAGGUUUGGAGGUACAGUUCCUUAUCGACCCGUUGAAGAUGUGGCCUUUGCUAUUUUGCACAGUUCAUACAGAAAGGUGGAUCUUAUUUCAACUACUAUAUGGGAAGAUAUUGAUUCUGCUGUCAAAACAUACCAUCUAAUGUCACAGCGGUGGUUUACACAUGCUUCUCCUACCUUAUUUAAUGUUGGCACUCCUCGUCCCCAGUUAAGCAGCUGCUUCCUUAUUUGUAUGAGAGAUGAUAGUAUCGAGGGCAUAUAUGACACUCUCAAGGAGUGUGCUGUUAUAAGCAAAUCUGCUAGAGGAAUUGGUGUUUCUGUUCACAAUACUUGUGCAAUGGGCAGUUAUAUUCGUGGAACAAACGAAACUUCUAAUGGUGAGAGCAUUUAUCCAUCGAUCUGCACCAUCCAAAUCUGGGACCCACCACGUGAUUGCAUAGCUGGUGCCACGUCACGAUCUUAGCCAACUGACCACGAACGAAGGCUUGAGUCCUUAUCACUAACAGUGAGGGCAGUUUAGUCAUUGCGUGAUCUCACGGCGUCAGUAUUUACUUGCACC
Messenger RNA from Asparagus officinalis (garden asparagus), 1889 nucleotides. Its product is annotated as ribonucleoside-diphosphate reductase large subunit-like. The coding region runs from base 1302 to 1793 and encodes 163 amino acids. The transcript has 5 exons. The record is from RefSeq and is a predicted model, not a curated record. Gene Ontology annotation, cellular component: ribonucleoside-diphosphate reductase complex. NCBI's taxonomy places the organism in Eukaryota, Viridiplantae, Streptophyta, Magnoliopsida, Asparagales, Asparagaceae. Gene Ontology annotation, molecular function: ATP binding; ribonucleoside-diphosphate reductase activity, thioredoxin disulfide as acceptor. Gene Ontology annotation, biological process: DNA replication; deoxyribonucleotide biosynthetic process.